Halichondria panicea is the source of this 1163-nucleotide messenger RNA. Its product is annotated as probable 2-ketogluconate reductase. Gene Ontology annotation, molecular function: oxidoreductase activity, acting on the CH-OH group of donors, NAD or NADP as acceptor; NAD binding. The coding region runs from base 75 to 1052 and encodes 325 amino acids. The record is from RefSeq and is a predicted model, not a curated record. The transcript has a single exon. Lineage: Eukaryota; Metazoa; Porifera; Demospongiae; Suberitida; Halichondriidae.
UCCCCAAACCACCUUAGAAGGCCUGGACUACUAAACGCCCUCAUGUAUAUGUGAUCUGUGAUCUGUGAUCUGUGAUGGCCUCCAACAGCAUGAACAGUUUCUCUCCUGACAAGCCGUUUGUCUACCAGCACUCCAUUAUGCAUCCUGAGCUGCAGAGGCUCCUAGAAGACAACUUUAACAUGGUGCAGCCAGCUCAAGUGGAAGAAUACAGAGACAAAAUAUCAGCCAUUUUCUGUUUUGUGGCUCCCCCUGUUCGAGUAGAGUUGAUUGCCUCAUUUCCCAAUCUGAAGGUUGUUGGCAACUGUGCCGUUGGUUAUGAGCACGUUGAUGUGAAGGCUUGUUUCGAACGAGGCAUUCGUGUUGGUUACACACCAAACGUCCUCAAUGCUGCUACGGCUGACAUGGGGUGGGCGUUGCUAUUGGCUGCGGCUAGACGGGUGGUUGACGGGGACAAGAUCUCGAGAGAUCCGAGCACUGAACAUUUUGAGUUGAACAGUUUUGGAUUCCAGGUCAGUGGAACCACACUUGGGAUUAUCGGAAUGGGACGGAUUGGACUGGAGUUUGCAAAACGAGCAAUGGGGUUUGACAUGAAGCUACUCUACUACAAUAGGAGCAAGUAUAGUAAGGAGAUUGAAGAAUCAUUGAAUGCAACAUACACUCCUAACUUGGAUGACUUGCUCUGUCAGUCUGACUAUGUAGUGUUGUUAGCACCAUCCACCCCUGAAACCCACCAUAUGAUGAGCAGCCCCCAAUUCAAAGUCAUGAAAAGGUCUAGUAUCUUUGUGAACAUUGCUCGUGGGAAAUUGGUCGAUCAAGACGCCCUGGUUGCUGCUCUGAGGGAUGGAACUAUAGCAGGUGCUGGAUUGGAUGUGACGGACCCGGAGCCCCUACCACGAGACCACCCCCUCCUCACACUCCACAACGUCACACUCACACCUCACACUGGCAGUGCUACCCUACACACACGAGCAGGGAUGGUACAGAUGACCAUUAACAAUAUUUGGGCCGCUCUAAAAGGACAGGAGAUGGUGAACGAAGUCAAGUCUAGCUAAUUAAUGUAUAGUCUGACAGUAUGUGACCAGCUGUUGCUUUACUGGGUCCUUAUGUGUUUUUGUGAUUGUGUUAAUGAACAAAAUUUGAAAUGAACAAAAUUUGAUCUCUGC